Messenger RNA from Aspergillus oryzae RIB40, 6165 nucleotides. RefSeq lists its product as uncharacterized. The record is from RefSeq and is a predicted model, not a curated record. NCBI's taxonomy places the organism in Eukaryota, Fungi, Ascomycota, Eurotiomycetes, Eurotiales, Aspergillaceae.
AUGCCGGCGGCUCACACUCGCGACGGUUCCCGAGACCGGGAGCUCGUUGUCAGACAUCAAUCAAUUCCCAUGUGGGACAGUUCAGACCCCGAACGGGCGCCUCCACCGCUGCCCAUGAACCCCGGUUCGACCAGCCCGGCGACCAAGGGCAACGUUUCGCCCGGUAUCCAAGCGAUGGCGGCCACAUUUACAGAGAAGAUGCGGGAAAACGCCCCAAGUCCAUACAUCUCCAAUCCCAUGCCACCCAAGUCUUCGCCAGAGAAGUCUCUGAUCAAAGGCCAAUUCCACAAGCGCAUGCAGUCCUUUCAGAAUAGCCCGGAUCCGCGAUCCGAGUUCUUAAACUAUCUAGAGAGCAAAUCGCCGGAACGGCCCCAACGAGCGUCAACGUUUGAUUCAACGACAAAGUUGCCGGAGAAGAGUCUAAUGAAGUCUGAGAUAGAAGAGCCGGAGUCAGAGCCCGAGCCCCCGAACUUGCUCAUCUCGCCCCGUUAUCUCUCUAAACCGAUUCUCGGGGAAAGCACCCCGCCCUCUGCCACCAUGCUCGCACUGCAGAACAUGCAACUGCCCUGCGAGCCUGAUUCGCAACCGAAGAGCGUCGAGUCGGAUCCGUUCGUAGGGCCGAGCCGUCCUCCAAACUAUAGCUUCGAAUCCUUGUCUACGCAAAUCCACAGUCUUACCGAUAUCGCCAGCAACCUCCAGCGCGAAAUGGCCCAACUGAGCCGCCGAAGCAAAGACAAUGCGACAGACCUCGUUAGCCUGAAAGCCGCCACGAAUGCACGAGACGAGGAUAUCCGGAAAAGCCUCCGGGAGCUAUCCUCCAACUUGAAUUCGAGAUUCUUGGAUGCUGAUGCUGCCACAAGGUUUGAUUUCAGUACUCUCCUGGGUUCUGACAGUGGUGUUAACCAUAGGGAAUCGGAUAGUUCUCCGAACUCGAAGAAGAGCUAUGGACGGAUGUCAAGUCCUAAUCCCUUCGCGGCGGCAAUGGAACGCGAGUUGGCCGCUUCGCCUACGCCCAUCUCAGAUGGCUCGGCCAGUAUUGCGCUGUUGGAGAAGGUACUCCGGGAGAUGGCCACCAAGGAAGGCCAGGAAAAGAUUACGGAAUUGGUUGACGCGAUUAAAGCCCGCCCCGUCUCGGACACUCCCGGCGAACCACUUGAUAGUAGGAUCACAAAGAUGCUGGAGGAGAUCCUGAGUAUCGUCAAGGAUGAGUGGGAGAGCAAGGCUUUGGUGCGGACACGUGCACCCUCUGUCACCGGUACUGCUGCUUUCAAGACAGGCAGAUCAAAAUCCAUGGACCCGGAGCAUUUAUAUGCUCCAGACCUCGACAUGGUUCACGGGGACAAUGGCCGACUAUCAACACGCUCCAUGUCUCACUCUGACGAGCAGACAACGGAGGAAAUGCUAUCAAUCAUGCGACGUGUGAAAAACAGCGUGAUCGAAGGAGGUGGGAUGACCAAUGAAGUGAAAGCACUGGUGCGCGAGUUGCGCGGCGAGGUGCUGGGCAUGGGGCGAAACCUGGCUCGGAAACUGGAAGAGAUUGAGAUAGCUCGCGAGGCCGCAGAGGACAAGCCAGCAGGUCCCGGAAAGGAGGAGAUCUCCGCCAUUGUCAACGACAGUCUGUGCGAGCUGAGGGAGCAGUUGGAAGCAAUCAUGAGCGAAAAUAAGCAGCAUUCAUCGGCUUUGUCAGAAUUCCGCUCCGCGAUGGACGGCAACCAGAUAUACUCCAUUGUCCAGCGGGCCUUUAAUGAUCUCAACUUAUCACACCUGCGGGAUGAGCCGAGGGGCGCUACGAUGGAGAAGGAUGAUAUCUUGGACGCAGUUAGAGAUGCCUGGGAAACGUACAAGCCCGAAAUUGAGUUGGAGAACUUUGGACUUGAACGUGAUGAGAUCCUGGAAUGUCUGUCAGAAGGUCUCAAAGCCUAUCAGCCGCGGCAUGAAGACGCUGUCACAUAUGAUCAAGUCCUGGCAGCUGUACAGGCGGGUAUGCAACAGUUCGAACAACCGCCCACUAUCACCAAGGACGAGAUCGUGCACACGAUCCGCGAAUGUCUCGAAACCUCCCAAACUGCUACUAGAUCUGUCCAUGACGAGAAGUUGGAUGCUAUUCGGGAAGAUAUACUGCAGGCAGUUACCGAAUCCGUAGCAUCCCAGAGUGCACUUACGAGGCAGUCACUUGACUCUGGCCUUGGUCGCGAAGAAAUCAUGAGCGCGGUCGCGGAGGGUAUCCAAGCGCACUUCAGCUCUGCUCGUCAGCUUGAGCAACCGCACGUCACCAAGGAGGAUGUCGCCAGUGCCGUCAACGAUGCAUUCUAUGCUCAGCAGUCGACUCUCAGUACCAAUGUCCAGCCUACGGUUUCCCGCGAUGAGAUUCUCGCCGCUAUUGCCGAGGGCCUCGAGGCCCAGAACAGCAUAACCCGCGAGAUCGAAUUAAACAAGGAUGAUCUCAUGGAAGCUAUCUCAGCUGGUCUUCACGAGGCCAACGCCGAAAACCACAACGUCGGGGACCAGAUCCUUGAACGAGUCCUGGAGCACCAUGACGGUAUGAGAGAGGAACUGAAGCAGCAGUCUCUUGCCAAAGAGAACGACACCAUACAAAUCCUGGACGCAAUCAAGGACGGCAUCGCUGUGGUGCGACAGGAGGUCGAAGGCUACGCUGCUACCGCCGCCGAAGCCUCUGGCUCGCAUGAAAUCAUGGACACCGUGAAGGAAGGCUUCCGACUGCUCCAGGCGGAUAUGGAAAGGACAAUCGCUGAGAGCGUUGUGGCCAGUGUUCCCCGCAACCCGGAUACUCCAGAACUUCUCGAUGCAAUGGAGAAGGAGUUUGAGCACCUUCGAUCUACAAUUAGCACUCUCCUUCGGACAGAACAGAGCACCUCAACUGAUAAGGAGGAAAUCCUCGAUGCCAUUCGCGAUGUCUCGGAGGCUCAGAAAGCCCCUAAGAGCCAGGAUAUUGCCACCAUUAUCAAACAGGAGUUUGAGCAGCUCCGGGAGUCGAUGAAUAUGAGUCUUGUUCGUGCGGAGCCUCAAGCGCCGAAGAGUGACAAAGAGGAAAUCAUUGCCGCUCUCCGUGAGAACCUCGAUUCUUUCCGGGCCGAGAAGAGUGAGAGAAGUGACAAGGAUGAGAUCAUUGCUGCGCUUCGCGAGCAUCUCGAAAGCUUCCGUGGCGAGCGGACCGAUAAGGACGAGAUCAUUGCCGCUUUCCGUGAGAAUCUUGAGACUGCCCGGGGCGUGCAGAGCGAGAAGAGUGACAAGGAUGAGAUCAUUGCCGCUCUUCGCGAGCAUCUUGAAAGCUUCCGUGGCGAGAAUAGAGAGACCACUGACAAGGAUGAAAUUAUUGCCGCUCUUCGUGAGAGCUUUGACACUUUCCGGGGUGAGAAGAGCGAGACAAGUGACAAGGAUGAGAUCAUUGCGGCGCUGCGCGAGCAUCUGGAAAGCUUCCGUGGCGACCGGAUUGAUAAGGACGAGAUUAUUGCCGCUCUACGGGAAAAUCUUGAGACUUUCCGUGACGAGGGUAGUCGUUCGCGGGACCUUGGCGAGAAUGACUUCUCAACUGGUGACCUGAUCGACGUUUUUAACGAUGGUGUUGGUAAUAUUCGGGACGACCUAGGCAAACUGUUGGAGAGACCAGUGGAGUUCGAUUACAACGAGCUUCUUGACACUCUGAAGGAAGGACUUAGCAGUCUCAAAGCCGACGUCGAGAUGUUGCGCAAGUCUCAGCUGGACGCCGAGGAUGUUACCACAACCAGAGGCGGAGAGCUGAUGCUUGCCAGUCAAGCCAAUCAACAUAUUCCACACAAUCAACCCGACAUCAGUAGCGACAUGGAAGCGCUCAAAUCUCUCAUUUCCCAGCUUCAAACGAAGGUCGAAGCCAUUGAAUCCGCACCGCGCGCCGCGGAACCAGCCACAGACGCGCUCAAGAAAGAACACCUGGAUGAGGUCCUGGCAGGCCUACACGAGCUCCAGGGCUCUGUUACGGGCAUUGUGGCACGCGAGAACCCUGCAGAUGAGACCACAGCCAAGAAGGAGGACACGGACGCGAUCGAGACGUUGUUGCGGAGCACGAAGGCUCAGCUCGACGAGAUGAAGUUCCCCGCCGCGGAUGAGCUCGCCAGAGCCGAGCAGCUUGGCAGCUUGGAAUCCAUUGUCAAGGAGACGAAGGAAGCCCUAUUCGAACUAAGCACCCGCUUGGAAGCUGAGGGCCCUACCAAGUCCGAGAUUGGUACCUUGGAGACUCUGAUGAAGGAUAUGUGGCUGGCCCUCGACGAGUUGAAAGGCAAAAGCCCGGAAGACGCGAGCGACACCGAGAAAUUGGUCAAGGCCGACCUACAGACGGUAGAGGCCAUGAUAUUUGAAGUGAAAACCCAGAUCGAUGAGCUGAAGCUGCCGGACCCGGAGACCUUGCCUACCAAGACGGAGGUUCAAGAUCUGUCGGCCCUGGUCACUGAGUUUAAAGAGAAGGUGGAGGCUGAGAAUGAAUUGACAGCACAAGGAUUCGAGGCCCGCAAGGUGGAACACGCCGGUCUCGCUGAAAAGAUCGAGGAGGCCAAGGCUGUGGUCGAAGGACUUGGUGAUGAACUCAAGAGCAAGCUAGAUGGAAGUAGUGAGGGUCUCUCUGAGCUGAAGCAGCUUCUGGAAGGCUUAGCAGUCUCGGCGGAGAGUUUUACGACAGUCGAAAAUGUUAAGGAACUCACAGAACUCAUCAAUCGCGAGUUCGAGCGCGCACGCGGUGAACAGGACGCGCACAAACUCGAAAAGGAGGAGCGCGAUGCCGCUUCUCUUGUCAAGCAGGACGAGACCAGAGCGGCAAUUAUAGUGGAGCUUGGAGCGAAGAUCGACGAGAAACUGGGCGAAGUCAUGGCUAAAUACGACGACAUGCAGACUGCGAUGGAUACGAAAUUCUCGGAGUCUGUCGAACGUGACAACGCCCACCUUGAAGCCGCAACUGAUACCAAAUCUCUUGCAGAGGACAUUAAGCUUGUUAUCGGUACCAUGGGCGACAGCGUUAAUGAGGCUUGUGAGCGCAUCAGUGAGGAUACCAAGUCCUUCCUGGAGAAGGUGGAUGUCUCCUACAACAAGAUGGAAGAGAUGCACAACGAAGUGAAGACCCAGCAGGAACAGGCCCGAUCCGACAUUGAGCGGGCUGCCGCUGCCACAGAUCGUGUGGAAAGCAAGCUGCAUGAGUUCCAUCCGCAAGUCUUGGAAUCUAUCCAGGAGAUUCUCAAUAUUGUCGGACAGCAUUACGAUCACUCGCAAAAGUCGGCUGAGGCUAUCAAGACCGACUUGUCUGCCCUUCCUUCGACUAUUCCCCAGAUGCUCCCCGCUUUACCACCGCCUGAGCCGGAAAAGUACGAUGACAGCAAGGUCCAGGAGAAGCUGGACAACCUAUUGCAUCAUGCGAAGAAUGAGAAGGUGCAGGAGGCCCUGAACAUCCUGGUUGAGCGGGUGACGAACGACCAAGUGCACGAGAAACUUGAUCAGCUCCUCAGCCAGACUACUAGCACCAAUAGUCAGAUGUAUGACAAGUUGGAUGAGCUGCUCAACCACGCUGCGGAGAACAAUGGGCCAAUUCACGAUAAGCUCGAUACCCUCAUCGAUCACGCAACAAAUACCGAUCAGUCCGUCACGCAGAUGAUGAAGCUGGACGAGAUGCACAAGGAUAUUAUGGAGACGUCCCGCAAGAUGACCGAGAUGUUUGCAGCUCAGUCCGCAAUGGUGGCCGAAGAUAACGAACGCAAACGCCGCGAGGCGGAAGAGGCCGCGGUUGCUCUGGAGAGGAGAAACGCACAGAAAGAGCAAGUGGAAUCCGAGAUUGUCGACCUCAAGGAUGAGAAGGAGUCUCUUCUGAAGAUGAUCCAGACCCUGAAGGCCGAGAAGGAGGACCUUGUUAAGCAGACUACGAAACUUGGCAAGGAACUGUCCAGCUUGGAGAUGGCUCUCGAGCUCCGCCACGAGGAGAUGCAGGUCAUGGAGGAUCGCGCAGACAGUCUCGAGAAGCGCAUCUUGGAAGGUGUUCUCGACCACGCUCGCAGCGUUUUGCUCAGCCGGCCCAACAAUGGUCUGAACAUGAAGAAGUCGCGGGGCUCUCGGGCUCGAGGUCCUAGUGCUGCUGGCACUUCCAGCACUGUACGGGAGGCUCGGAAUAUCUUGACGUUGGUAUGGCGUUAA